This is a messenger RNA of Cygnus olor (mute swan), 884 nucleotides long. RefSeq names its product feather keratin Cos2-3-like. The record is from RefSeq and is a predicted model, not a curated record. Lineage: Eukaryota; Metazoa; Chordata; Aves; Anseriformes; Anatidae. Gene Ontology annotation, cellular component: intermediate filament. Gene Ontology annotation, molecular function: structural constituent of cytoskeleton. The coding region runs from base 1 to 465 and encodes 154 amino acids. The transcript is spliced from 3 exons.
AUGGUGGUCAUGAGAGGUCACAGUCAGGAGAGGUGUGACUCAGAGACCAUGUGGGACCUGGCUGAGACCAGUAUAAAGAGCAGCCCAGCUCCCUGCUCUCCCAUCCAGUUCUCUCACCUCCUCCUCCUUGGGAACCAGGUGCAUCUCCUGCUCCCAGACAUGUCCUGCUACAACCAGUGCCUGCCAUGCAGGCCCUGUGGCCCGACUCCACUGGCCAGCAGCUGCAACGAGCCCUGCGUCAGGCAGUGCCAGAACUCCACCAUCGUCAUUGAGCCCUCUCCCGUGGUGGUGACCCUGCCCGGCCCCAUCCUCAGCUCCUUCCCGCAGAACACCGUUGUGGGAUCCUCCACCUCUGCUGCUGUUGGCCGCAUCCUCAGCUGUGAUGGAGUCCCCAUCACCUCCGGCUGCUGCGACCUCUCGGGCAUUUCCAGCCGCUACUGUGGCAGAAGGUGCCUGCCGUGCUAAAGAAGCCAGUGGCCAUGGCCCUGGGCUUCUUCUCUCCGGGAUUACGAACAUGGUGCUACACAAAGGAGGAAUCUUCAGGCCAUUCCUUUCAGAAUGUCUGACCUUUCUCAGCUCCUCUGGCACACGCUGGCAGGAAGGGGCCAGCCUGCACUUUCUGAAAACAUGGCCCAUGCCUCUCCUUCCAUCCCUCCACCUACCUCCUUCUCUCCCUUUUCUUUGUGCUCUUCUCCCUUGGGUUGUGGGGCUUCUCAGAGCCAGCCUUCUCACUGCAGUAACAGCAGACACAUGCCCUGCAUGAACUCUGCCAUGGGCAAGGGAUGCUGCCUCUCAGUUGGCCCUGGAGAUCCCUGCACUGAAGGGCCUCAGCUCAGAGUGACCGCCUUUUCCUCUGUACACUCAUUAAAGAUUUCUGCAUCCCA